This is a messenger RNA of Cladocopium goreaui, 321 nucleotides long. Lineage: Eukaryota; Dinophyceae; Suessiales; Symbiodiniaceae. The record is from the annotation of a GenBank genome assembly.
AUGGCGAGCAGCAUUGGUGAGCUGGCCAUCGUGGCGCACAAGUUCAUCACAGCUCCGCAGGCAAACCCUCAGACCUUCUGCAACGUGAUCAAGUUGGGUACCUUCGUGCGAACCGUUGUGUGGCCCUGCCUGCCGCCAUUGAUGAUGUACCAGUACAUUCGGGGCAAGGACGAAGACAUGUAUGCCAUUGAGGUCCUGUAUCACAAGUCCGGCUCUUCUGAGCCCAAGGCCUUCUGGGAUGCUUCCCGGCUGAAGGGAUCGGGCCACUGGCGCAUGAUGCAGGACUUGGAGACGAUCCGAGCGGCGGCCAACGCUGAGUGA